ACAAGAUGUGAAAACUAUGAUGCUGUGUUCCAAAUUUUGGAUUAUUUACGGAAUUUGUGUAGCCAUGAAGGUGAUCACUCCUCUGCUGCUGCUCCUCACAGCUUGCGUGGUCAGCGGUGCCACGGUGGCGCCCCCCAAGGCCUUCUGGCAGUUUGGCAACAUGAUCCGCUGUGCCCAACCCGGAGUGAACCCUCUCAAGUACAACGACUACGGAUGUUGGUGCGGCUUAGGCGGCACAGGAAGUCCGCUGGACGACCUGGACAUGUGCUGCUACGUUCAUGACAAAUGCUACGAGAGGAGCAGGAAGAUUCCUGGAUGCAACAACAUCAUGGACCUGCCUCAUGUGCUGGUUUAUGAUUACACCUGCGCCAAGGAGAAAGUCACCUGCUCAGCCAGCAAUGCCAAGUGCCAGGCUGCAGCGUGUGAAUGUGACCGGGUGGCCGCUCACUGCUUUGCUCAGGCCACAUUCAACUCCGACAACAAGAACGUGGAUCCCAAAGUCCACUGUGUCAACUAAGCUCCACAAUCAUUGAAUAAAUAAUGAUGAGGGGAAAAAAAACACCUGAGAAUAUUUGAGUUACCAUACUUUUCAUGUGAAAAUGUACAUUUAUUCAUUUUUUGGCAAGACAAAACGAAGUUAAAUGAACAUUUUAGAAUUGUUGGUCUCCUGAUAUCUAUUUUCAGCUUGGAAUAGAAAGGCACUGCACUUUUACAGCUUUGGUCCGAUACAGCAAUCGACUACUUGGAUGUAAUUCCGCCUCGAUGAGAAGCAACAAAGGUUAGCAUAGCAACAUUAUUGACUUGAACUGAAGAACACGUCCAUUGAUUACAAUUGAAAUACAUCCAGGCAGCAUCAUUUUGUUGUUCUUUGACACUUGGCCAGUGUAAAAAGAAAACUCAUUCAUGAUUAAUGACAUAUCGAGAGGGACAAGCGGUAUAACAUUGAUGGAUGGAUGGAUGAUUGAUAUUACACUGAUUUACUUUGUCAGCUAUAACACAAAGCUCAGACGUGGAUGUAUUGUUCAGAUAGCUUGAUAUAUACUAUCUUUUUGGACAUCUUUCAUUUACAAAAUGUAUUAAAAAAAACUGCAUACUUCCUUUUUUCUGUAUGAGGCCCCCACAAGAAAAUGUUUGGACACCCCUUGCUUCUACAAACGUCUAAUUCAGGGGUCACCAACGCGGUGCCCACGGGCACCAGGUAGCCCGUAAGGACCAGAUGAGUAGCCCGCUGGCCUGUUCUAAAAAUAGCUCAAAUAGCAGCACUUACCA
Messenger RNA from Entelurus aequoreus (snake pipefish), 1269 nucleotides. It is a transcript of the gene pla2g1b, whose product is annotated as phospholipase A2, group IB (pancreas). Lineage: Eukaryota; Metazoa; Chordata; Actinopteri; Syngnathiformes; Syngnathidae. The transcript has 5 exons. The coding region runs from base 17 to 517 and encodes 166 amino acids. Gene Ontology annotation, biological process: arachidonate secretion; lipid catabolic process; phospholipid metabolic process. The record is from RefSeq and is a predicted model, not a curated record. Gene Ontology annotation, molecular function: calcium ion binding; phospholipid binding.